Lactuca virosa is the source of this 3213-nucleotide messenger RNA. Lineage: Eukaryota; Viridiplantae; Streptophyta; Magnoliopsida; Asterales; Asteraceae. The record is from the annotation of a GenBank genome assembly.
AUGCGUAACAACUAUAAAAUAAAGCAAUCCCGCUGGAUCAACAAUUCAAUGGACGUCGAAGACCGGAUGAACACGCAUUAUAGCACAAGCUUUAAACCCUCUGAAAUAAUCAAGGGACAACUGAGCAAUGGUGAAGAAAUCAUAUCUCCGAACCCACUGUACACUAAGUGCACAUUUGAUGCAAAGAAGCAAAAGAAAACCAUUGAUUAUAAUGAUCCAUUUGGUGUUAGAAACUUUGUGGCAAGCUUCGAUUCACCUAAAUAUGGGUCUGUUACAAAAGACAUAGAAAAUAUUCUUUCACUAAGAAAACAGACGUUAAUGCCUUGUUUUAGAAGGUAUCCUUCACUUGGGGCUGAUUUAUUGGACACUUACCCUGUGAAGGAGGCUCCGAUUCCAAAUCCUGUGAAGGAGGUUUCAGUUGCAAAUCCUGUGAGGGAUGUGGUAAUGUUUGAUGAUGCCAUGGCCAUGGGUCAUGAUACAAAUCCACCUGAUUCUGUUGUCAUCAUAGGGUCAGAUGAUGAUGAACCCACAUCUGCAAGGCCUUUUCAACCUUACAGAGACAUAGUCUUGAAUAAGCCUGAAGGGCAGUUUUCAAUGAAACAAUUUCUGGAGGGAGAUUAUGGUCAAGGUCAAGCUUCAGUUGGGAAAGGAGGAGGGGGAGGAGGAGGAGGAGGAGGGAGAGGGGUAGGGGUAGGGGGUGGGAGUGGGAGUGGGAGUGGGAGUGGGAAUGGGAAUGGUGGUGGGGGUGGGAAAGGGAGAGGGAGACCAAGAGGAAAAGGGAAAGGAGGAAAAGGAGAAAGAGAAGGUGUAGAAGAAGGGAAUACAAUUACAGAUAUUGUUGUCGAGUCAAAAGAUGAAAAAGAGAAAAAUAAUGAUAAUGAUGUAGAUGUUGAAAAGAAAAAGCACUUUAAAGGUGUCUAUGUUGGUGUUGAUUCCGAUUCCGAUGUGGAAGAGAGUAAUUCACAAUCCGAAGCCGACUUCGAUGGGCUUGCUGAUAUUUGGCAAGAAAUGAACGUUGGAUUGGAAUCCUCAAAGGAUCCUGACAUGGCAUUUCCAUCUAUCCAACAUCAAAAAGAAGAAGAAGAAGAACAAGAAUGUGACCAUUCUUUUAUAUUAAAAGAAGACAUUGGGUAUGUUUGUCGUGUCUGUGGAGUAGUUGAUAGAAGUAUUGAAUCCAUAAUCGAGUUUCAACGCCCCAAGGCAUCAAAGAGUACAAGAACUUACUAUUAUGAAGGGCGAUCUGAUAAAGGGGCGCCAGGUGGCAUUGUUCUUGAUGGAGUGAAAUUACCAGGAAAAGAUUUCUCAAUGGGAGAUGCAUCAAUAACAGCUCACCCGAGUCAUAAAAAAGAAAUGAAACCCCAUCAAGUUGAAGGCUUUAAUUUUCUUUUAAGCAAUUUAGUUUCUGAAAAGCCAGGUGGAUGCAUCCUGGCCCACGCACCAGGAUCUGGUAAAACCUUUUUGCUCAUCAGUUUCAUUCAAAGUUACAUGGCAAAAGAUCCAGAUGCAAGACCAUUAGUGGUUCUUCCUAGAGGCAUUCUAGCAACAUGGAAGAAAGAAAUUCACAAAUGGCAAGUUGAAGACAUUCCAGUGUUUGAUUUCUACUCAUCAAAAGCAGAUGGUAGGGCCCAACAACUUGAAGUCCUAAAACAAUGGACAAAUCAAAGAUCCAUUUUGUUUUUAGGAUACAAACAGUUUUCCACAAUCGUGUGUGACAACGAUAGAGGCUCCAUUUCCCUUACUUGUCAAGAGAUUUUACUAAAAUGCCCCACGAUUCUCAUCUUAGAUGAAGGCCACACUCCAAGAAACCAAGACACAGAUGUGUUGACUUCACUUGAAAAAGUCGAAACCAAAAGAAAGGUUGUACUUUCAGGUACCCUUUAUCAAAAUCAUGUGAGGGAAGUUUUCAAUAUUUUGAAUCUUGUUCGCCCUAAGUUUUUAAAACUUGAAGAUCCCAAGAUGAUAAAAAGAAGAAUCUUGAGUAGGGUUCCGAUUGAAAGCAGGAGAAAUCUUUUAAAAAAGAGCACUGAUAAUGAGUUUUAUGAAUUGGUUGAACAUACUUUACUUAAAGAUGAAAAUUUCAAGAGAAAAGUCACAGUUAUUGAGGAUUUACGUGAAAUGACAAGUAAAGUCCUUCAUUACUACAAAGGAGAUUUCUUGGAUUUACCUGGGCAUAUGGACUUUUCUGUCUUUUUAAACCUUAGCCCUAGGCAAAAGAGGGAAGUUUCAGAAUUAAAAAAACUAGCAAGAAAAUUCAAAAUAAGUUCAGAUGGAAGCGCGAUUUAUGUCCACCCUGAUUUAAAAAGUUUAGCCAAAAACAUAAACAAAGAAAAACUCGAUGACAAUGUCUACAAAAUCGAUGAACUUUUGGAGAAUAUAAACGAAAGAGAAGGGGUAAAAGCGAAAUUUUUCCUCAACCUACUUCGCCUAUGUGAAUCCAAAGGCGAAAAGCUUCUAGUUUUUGGUCAAUAUCUUUUACCCUUAAAGUUCUUGCUAAGGUUGACCACGAAAGUCAAAGGGUGGGCUUUAGGAAAGCAGAUUUUCAUGAUAACUGGGGACCACGAUAACGAUGAACGAGAAAUAGCAAUGGAUCAAUUCAACAAUUCUAAUGAAGCAAAAGUGUUUUUUGGAUCAAUUAAAGCAUGUGGAGAAGGAAUAUCUUUAGUUGGAGCUUCAAGAAUUAUAAUUUUGGAUGUUCAUUUGAACCCUUCGGUUACCCGACAAGCAAUCGGGCGGGCUUUUAGACCCGGGCAGCUAAGGAAGGUUUAUACUUAUAGAUUGAUUGCUGCAAAUUCACCUGAAGAAGAAGAUCACACCACUUGUUUUAAAAAGGAGUCUAUUUCUAAAAUGUGGUUUGAGUGGAAUGAAUAUUGUGGGCAUCAUGAGUUUGAAAUGGAGAUGAUUGAUGUUAAAGAUUGUGGGGAUGAGUUUCUUGAAACUUCUUGGUUGAAUGAAGAUGUAACUGCAUUGUAUAAAAGAUCAUGAUGGGUGGUGAGGAGAACCAUGUUGAUAUUUCUUCUCUAAAUUAGAAGCUACUUUUUGUGGUUGGUAGGCUUUAGGUAAAUUUUUUUUUUUAAAUUAAUAUUUACUAGAUGUGAUAUUCUUGGAUUCUGAUCUUUUUUUGCUAUUAUAUCAUGUCUUAUGGAUAUGCAAUGUAUUUGGUAGGUAUAAAACAAUCUGAUUUCCUUGGUAUUAAUGAUUGCCUCCUAAUUUUGA